Molecule: messenger RNA, 504 nt
Organism: Vicia faba (fava bean)
Lineage: Eukaryota; Viridiplantae; Streptophyta; Magnoliopsida; Fabales; Fabaceae
Source: the annotation of a GenBank genome assembly
AUGAGUCAUAGAAAAUCUCAUUCUUAUGGAAGCAUACCCUUCUCAUGGGAGGACAAGCCAGGAAUUUGCAAGACUCCAAACAAGGACUAUCCUUUAAAUAUCAUAAAUCCAAAACCAUUUUCCAAAUUCUCACCUAGUAAGAACAAGAAAAACAUUAUAGAAUUUCAACAAGACAAGAAGAUUCCUAUUCCUUUGCCUCCUUGUCCAACUACACAACCUCCUCAAAGAAGCACUUCGGGGAAGGGAUUCAAGUUACAACAAGACCCUUUUCUUGUGGCGUACAAGGAAUGUACUAAAAGUGAGAAAAGUUGCAAGUUUCAAAGCAAGAACAAAAAAGCACUUUUGAGAAACUAUUGUAUUUUUUCAUGUAGAAAUGCAAUGGAUGUAAAGGAUGAUAGUUAUGUUAAACUAUCUAGGCUUCCUCCUCUUGCUAAACAUAGAGAUCGAUCUCAAAUGUUUGAGGAUGUGCAUCAACGAGGUUUCAACUAUGAUUCUUGGUUUUGA